Messenger RNA from Ornithorhynchus anatinus (platypus), 996 nucleotides. RefSeq names its product vomeronasal type-1 receptor 4-like. Gene Ontology annotation, molecular function: pheromone receptor activity. The record is from RefSeq and is a predicted model, not a curated record. The transcript has a single exon. Gene Ontology annotation, cellular component: membrane. NCBI's taxonomy places the organism in Eukaryota, Metazoa, Chordata, Mammalia, Monotremata, Ornithorhynchidae. Gene Ontology annotation, biological process: G protein-coupled receptor signaling pathway. Bases 1 to 996 code for a protein of 331 amino acids.
AUGCUGUCAAGUGAUGUGAUCUUAAUCAUUUUCUUCCUGGCUCAGACUGGGAUUGGGCUCUUGGGGAAUUGCACCCUGUUCAUGAUGUAUGUCAGUGUCAUCAUAUCUCAGCCCCAUCGGAAGAAGUCCACGGACCUGAUUCUGACCCACCUGACCAUGGCCAACAUGGUGACACUGCUCACCCAGGCUGCCCCAGGCAUGGUGAUGGCUUUUGGGUUGAAGACUCUCGUGGAUAACAUUGGGUGUCAGAUCGUGCUGUACAUGAGGAGAGUGGCCCGGGGUCUGUCCAUCUGCACCACAUGUCUCCUGAGCGUGUUCCAGGCCAUCACCAUCAGCCCCAGCACCUCCCUCUGGGCCCGGCUCAAAUCCAGAGCCCCCAAAUGCAUUCUCCCUUCCUUCCUCUUCUUCUGGAUCCUCAACAUGUUGGUAGAUAUGAAUUUUCUGAAAUCAGUUGUUGUCCCUAGUAAUGUCACCAUCAUUCUUCAUGGCUAUUAUAGAAAAUCCUGUUCUAGUUCGCUUCGCGUUAUAUUUUUCAAUGAGGUUGCAUUUAUGAGUGCCAUGACUAUGCGAGAUCUGAUCUUCAUGAUCCUCAUGAGCUGGGCCAGUGGCUACAUGGUUCUUGUGCUCUACCAACACCGUAAACAAGUCGAGCACAUCCACAGCACCAGCCUUUCCCCAAAAUCCUCAGCAGAAACCAGAGCCACCCAGACCAUCCUGCUGCUCGUCACCUGCUUUGUUUGCUUUUAUUGCAUCAACAGUGGCAUUGUGCUUUUAAAUUAUACAGAUGAAAAAGACCUGAUACUGUAUGAUGUGGCAACCUUCUUAGGUGCCUGCUAUGCCUUCCUCUGUCCCUUGGUCCUGAUCAGCAGUGAUCCCCGGGUCCCCAGGCCGCAGUGUGGGCCCAUGAAGAUGUCAGAACUUUCUGCUUCUGUAGAUCCCUGUGGGGAACCACAAAUUACCUUCUUGUCUAAUUCUCUGUCAAUACCCCCACUAUGA